UCUAUCCGUCGGUUAUAUUCAAUUAUCAAUAGUCUUCAUCACCUUCAUGAAGGUGCAUGCCGUUUUUGUUAUUGUUGUUGUUGUUAUUGUUGUCGGAUUAAUCUAAAAAUAUCUUUCCAAUAUGAGUGAUAUAGUUGAACGAACUAGAGAAUUUAUACCGAACGAUAUUAUCGAACCAUCAUUAGCAGAACGAGAAAAAUUACUUGAUUCUCGUAUUGAAGAAUUACGACAGAAACGUGAAUCAUUUGAUCCGAAUACCCAAUUUGUUGGUAUACGACGAUUAGGAUCAAGCUAUACGGUUGCUGAACCAUUUGCAUAUUUCGAUGGACCAAGUGAACAACAACUUCGUUUUGAUCAUGUUACAUUUAUUGGUUUGUCCGCAUUUAUAUUUGCUGGUGCUGCAGUUUUUGUUGGCCAAAUGAAAAAUCUUCCCCAUGUUGUCAGUUUAUUUCGUGGUACAUUAGCGGCAAUACCGGGUGGAUAUUUUGGUCAUAAAUUUUAUGAUUUUCGUCGACAACUUGGCCGUAAAAAGAAUAAUACUUAUUUUGCUUAUGCACUUUUACAUGAAAAAGAUUUUCCAAAAAUUGAAAGAAAAAAAUUCAACGAUAUUACCCGUGAUUUUACUGCCCAUCGAUCAUUGAAUAUAUCCGUACUUGGAUUGAGAUGGUGAAUUUGAAAAUCGAAUCGAACCAUUUAUUAAAAAAAAUUGAAUUGUCAUCAAUAGCGAAUUUGAAUUGAUUUGCUUGUGUAGUUAUAUUAAAAUGAUGGAAUAAAUCAUUUCGAAAAAAAA
This is a messenger RNA of Dermatophagoides farinae (American house dust mite), 790 nucleotides long. RefSeq lists its product as uncharacterized. The record is from RefSeq and is a predicted model, not a curated record. Gene Ontology annotation, biological process: mitochondrial electron transport, NADH to ubiquinone. Gene Ontology annotation, cellular component: mitochondrial inner membrane. Lineage: Eukaryota; Metazoa; Arthropoda; Arachnida; Sarcoptiformes; Pyroglyphidae.